This is a messenger RNA of Mycosarcoma maydis (corn smut), 1521 nucleotides long. RefSeq lists its product as uncharacterized. Bases 1 to 1521 code for a protein of 506 amino acids. Gene Ontology annotation, biological process: glucan catabolic process. The record is from RefSeq and is a predicted model, not a curated record. Gene Ontology annotation, molecular function: beta-glucosidase activity. Gene Ontology annotation, cellular component: cell surface; extracellular region. Lineage: Eukaryota; Fungi; Basidiomycota; Ustilaginomycetes; Ustilaginales. The transcript has a single exon.
AUGAAGUUGACCUCGCUCCUCGCCGCAGCCCUCUUGAUGGGCUCGGCACUUGGCGGUGCCAUCACCAACGGCGACGCGAUUCCUGCACAUGUGGCUACUGUUCCUGAAGCCGACACGGUCAAGAUCCCCAUUACCACCGCCAAUUCUCGCGGCGCUUCGGACGUUAAACCGAAACUCGUCGCUACCAUGAUCCUCGACAAGGUCAGCGACGUUCUCACCUUUUCGCCCGCGUCCUCUCUCGGCGGUCUCAAGCGUCACCGCCGACGUAUUCACCAACAAGCAUCAUCGCUCGCCCAACGAGCGCUGCCGGCGCUUCGCUGGCCAUACAACAGCUCGAAGCGCAAAGUGCGCGGUGUAUCGCUCGGAGGUUGGCUGGUGGUCGAACACUUUAUUACACCGAGUAUCUACGCGUCCACGGGAAACGACAAGAUCAUCGACGAGUGGACGUUUGGUUCGCUCCAACCGCGCGAUCAGGCGGUCAGCAUUCUGCAGAAACACCUCAAUUCGUUUGUCAGCGAAGACGACAUUCGACAGAUCGCGGCUGCUGGUCUGAACCACGUUCGUAUCCCGAUUGGUUACUGGGCGUUUGAGGUGUCGCCGGGAGAACCGUUCCUCAAGUUGAACCAGUGGGAUCUGCUCAAACAGGCCGCACUAUGGUGUUCAAAAUACAACCUCAAGGUGCUCGUCGAUCUUCAUGCGGCUCCAGGUAACCAGAACGGUUUCGACCAUGGUGGACGUCGUGGUGUUAGCACUUGGGCUGGUAACGCUACCAACAUUCAACGUACCAUCGAUAUCUUGCAGACCAUGUCCAGGGAGUUUUCCAAGUCGAAAUACGCCAAUUCCGUCACUGCGUUGGAGCUGCUCAAUGAGCCCGUCACGGAUAAGGAUGUGGUGCUCGAUUUUUAUCAAAGGGCAUACCAGGUGGUUCGGUAUCCCAACGGUCCAAGUGCUGCCGAGUCUCCGCUGCUGGUUGCCAUCAGCGAUGAAUUCGUCUCGCCCGCUUACUCCACCUAUUGGGACGACAAGCUGCGUCCGCCUACCUACGAAGGCGUAGCGCUCGACACGCACAUCUACACCAUCUUUGACGACAAGUCGCUUCGGCUCUCGAGCAAAGACCGUAUCAACUACUACUGUUCGCUCAAACCGAAAUGGGCCGCAGCCAACAAGAUCCACUACCAACUACUGGGAGAAUGGACCCCAGCCUUCACCGACUGUGCCCAAGGCAUCAACGGUCGAGGCCGAAACAGCCGAUACGACGGAAGUUUCAAGGGCAGUCAAGGCAAGAUCAACAGCUGUUACGGUCGAAGUGGUAGCGCGUCCACCUUUACCACCAACUACAAAAACCUUCUCGCCAGAAUGUGGGAGGCCCAGGUAGACGCCAACGAAGGCGGCAUAGGUUGGUUGAUGUGGACCUGGAAAACAGAGCCAGGCGCAGCCGAGGAUUGGAGCUACCAAAAGGGUCUCGAAUACGGAUGGAUUCCAAAAGACCCUACUCAAAGGCCCCAAGGUGUCCGAUGCUGA